Messenger RNA from Caenorhabditis remanei, 6072 nucleotides. RefSeq lists its product as uncharacterized. Lineage: Eukaryota; Metazoa; Nematoda; Chromadorea; Rhabditida; Rhabditidae. The transcript has 28 exons. The record is from RefSeq and is a predicted model, not a curated record. Gene Ontology annotation, cellular component: cytoplasm. The coding region runs from base 1 to 6072 and encodes 2023 amino acids.
AUGACAUCAACCGUAUUGGCACAAAUUACGGAUGAAUUGAGUACAAAUCUAUCGUCAGACAGGGAAUUAUACCUUCUGAAGUCGGCCCAUCGAAUAAUCGAUAAAAAUUUGACUGUUAAUGUGUUAACAGAUAGAAAUGAUACUUACCACCGCUACGUACAUCGAUUAAUGAAUAUCACAUUUAACAGUUUGGAAAAAAAUAAUGCGGACAUCAGAUUAGCAGCAGAAGCAUACUAUGAACAUAUUCUGAAAGCGUACGAAUGCUAUGGAUAUCCAGAAACAUCACUAAAAUUAGUGGCUAUCAGCAUAGAAAGGUUGAUUGGAGCUCGACAAGUGACAAAAGUAAUGAAAUACUUGGUGUACUAUCUGGACCUUCUCCCGAAGCAACGAACACCCGAAAAAAGUGGUCGUACACUCCACCAAGAAGUCGUCAAAACCUUGAUUCUUCGAAGUUUAGAGAUAAAUCAGACAAUUUGUCAUCAGGCAUUAGAGAAAUCUUGCGAUAAACUGGUUUCUGCGGUGAUAUGGCAAAUUGUGGAUUUAAAAGAGAUAGCUGACAAAGUGCUUCAAAAGCUGUGGACCACGAAAGGACAUGCAUCGAGAACAAUGGCAGCUUUGCUUGGAGCACUUAUGAUUGAAUCUAAAGAAACUUUCAAGCCUAUGUUUCAUGCUCACGUUGAGAAAGUUAUCGAAUCAUAUGUCAACAACCAAACAGUUCCAGUAGGAGCAAUCAGUUUGAUCAAGAGAAGUUUAGUCUAUUACGCCAAUGGAUUAACUGAAACUACUUUGAAAGGAUUAACGGAAAUGUUGCUUCUUAUAAUCAGAGAUUCAUCAAACGAAGUAGCUUAUGAUGCAUUUGCUGCCCUUGAAGAACUCAUUAAAACUGAAAACAACCAAUUGAAUGCAUUUGUGCCUGGUUCAUUCUUGAAAACUACGUAUGGAGACAACACGGUGGAAAUUGAAGAGCCGAGUGAACCAUCAGAGUUUGUCGACCCUCUGGUGAAUGCCGAUUUGUACGAUCAGUUACAAGAAACGAAACCUCCUGCAAAAGUUGAUUUGGUUCUAGAGGAAUUCGAAAAAAUAGUUGUAAACGAGACACCAUCAGUUAUCAACUAUGUUGCUGCUUUUCUCGGAAAAACAUUUUUGCUCACUGGUCUGGGAAAACUAUUAAAAACUGACCGACAAUCUAAGGAUUCUAUGAAAAUUCUUGCCAUACGUGUGCUGAACGUCAUUUGCGCUAGAAGACCACUAGAAACAUUUGUUGUGCGUGUUGGUGACAAAACUCAACGUUUGGUGGAUAUUAUUGAGUAUUCUACAUCAACCGACGAUCAGCUUUCUCAACAAGCAAUCAAAUUUAUGUUUUUGGUGUUGAAACGUGGAACUCAUCUAGAUGAGUGUCUUUCCGUGUUUAAAUCUGUGAAGAAGUAUAGAUACCUGCUGGACUCUGUUACUGUGGAGCAUAUUCUUCAUCUCCAUGGAACGGAACUAUUUGAGUUCUUGGAAAUUAUGGCGUUCCGUUCGGUACUGACCACACGAUACGACCUCAGCAUACCCGAAAUCACAAGCGCAUGUGGUUUCAUGAGAGUCAUCAGAGACGGGAUCCAAAAGAACAAAAUGGAAGAUGAUGCCGUUAGUGGGAUGAUAACAAAAUUUCAAGACGCCUUGAAAAGAUGUAUCAUCGACUGCUGGGACUCCCCAAGAUUUGUGAAUGCUGUUCCUACGUUUUUGAGCUGUUGUGGGAAUGAUGUAAUAUUAGAAGAUCUGUAUCCUCCUUCACUACCACUCAGAUUAAACCUUAUAUCCGGAAAACGACCAAAUCAAAAAGCUGACAAUCUACAACCUAACAUUUACGAUGAUUGGAGGACAAUACUCAUUUCUGAAACUUUGAUGUCGACGACCGUAAAAAUGGAAGGAAUUCUGCGUGAGAAUGUGAUCAGUCCAGAAUAUACACAUGAAAAGGUUGCUCAGUUAAGUAGAAUGCAUUGGAAUUCAGACACCCUUCCGGCUAUCCUCCAAGUAAUGUCCGUAUCUCUGACGGAUUCACCAACAAAAGAGGAGUGUUACCACGGAUUUCAUGUUGGGAUGUCAAUUUUGAAUUGGAUAUACAGAAACGUGUUUAUCGUGAGAGGAGCAGCGGAAACAAAAGAAUUUACGUUUCUACAACACUCUCGAAUAGAAAUGGAUGAUGCGCUCGGGAACAGAACAGAGUUCAGGGCAACACUGGACGCAUAUUACCGGAGCGUACAAAGUUCUGCUGACGAGAAGCUAGAGCAACUUUUGACACCGACAAUCAACUUGAUGAUGGCUUCUAUGGCGAACAACUUCAGAACAUCUACUGAAAAUAUUCUAGAAAUAAUUGUGUACAUAAAAGUACUGUUCACACUGUCCUCGUUAUCAGCCCUGAAACUACUUCAUGCUUUGUUAAGAAGUCUGCUAGACCCGAAACUUGUGGAAUCACUGACAAGAGGAAGAGUAUUUUAUUUUGAGUCUUCAAACACCAUAUCGUUCAAUGACAACGAUGAAUUUUUGGUAGAGGCUUUGAAAUGUAAAGGAAACAAGUACUUUAAUCGCUGGGGAGAUGAUAUGGAUCUGGAAAAUGUGAAAAUGGGAUUUAUGACAGCAACCAUUAUGGAACAGCUUGAACCACUGAUUACUCGUAGUCUCAAAUGUUUCCGCUUCCGUGGGCGAUUCGAGAAGGAACAAGUACUGCAGAUCAUGAUUUGUCUAAUGAAUCAUAAACUGAAAUUAUCGGACGCAGACCCAACAGAAUGUCUCAUGAAACUAACAAUUUCGGCGUUUGCCAGACCGGAAGAAUGCGCUCAUCCCGAGUUGUAUGAAACCAUGAUGCAUUUUCUGGCUACCGCUACAAGAUUCCAAGUUGAUGAGUCAUAUCAGAAACCAAUCACUGCUGCGACAAUGUUGAUGAAAUCGAUCGAAAAAAUAUCUGAAGAAAAUAUACCACAUGCAAUGAAAGCAGUGAGUUUCGCAUUACUAAAUGGAAGAUUUGAAACAAAUGAAGCCAAGGAAUUCUUGAAAACAAGUCAAUCAACAUGGGACAUUUGUAUGACAUACGCUCCAACAGAAACAUUGUAUUCGUUGUCGCUAUUAUUGGAAAAGAAAAAAGACCAUAUUGCCAACGAAGGACUGUUUUGGUCAGUUGUCUCAAAAUGGAUGGGUGACGAUAUCUAUCACGCACAACGUGUGCCUUUUUCUGCAGUUGCAUUGCCACUUGCAUUAAUAACUGAUUACCUAAUAAGCGAUGAUGUUAAAGUUUUCGAAACUAUUGACGAUUGGAUUCAGCAGAAAAAUACUAAGAACAUAGAUGCGAAAUGUGCUCUGAUUGCGGUUUUUUACUUCUCAGCACAAGAAAACAUGGGUGACACUGACUGGAAAACGUACAUUCAAUAUGUUCUCGAUGCUGGAAAAAACACAAAAGCUGCAGAAUAUCUUUUAAAGUACGCAGACCAAUCGCUGAUUUGUGAGAUUGAAGAAGAAGAUGAUUUUGAAAACGAAUUGAGAGGAACCAGCAUCUCUGCCGUAGAAGAAUUGCUAGGGAAACAUUUCUGUGGUUCUUAUCAGGAUCUUUGUCAUUCAAUUGUGUGCCUUGGCAAAACUGCUGUUAUUGAUUUCAUAGAUCUCGUCGAGAGGGAAUAUCCAGAUGAUGAUGCAAUGUGGGCACUAUUGGUCGCUGAGUUUAGAAGACUUGAUGAUGAUUUGGAACAUCGGCUUGACAUCACUUUCCGCUUACAAGACUUGGCAGAGCUACUCGCGGAACGAUUCAACACUGACGUAUAUCUAAAACUGUUAGCCAAUACAAAGAAUGCAAAUCUUGACCUGGGUUGUCUUAACAUCACCCAAAUCAAAUUUAUUCUCGACCAAGUAACAUCAAGCUGCACCGAUGAUGGAUAUGUACUGCGAGGAGUGCAAAACUUGAUAACCCAUCCACGGAUGUUUCAACUUAUUUCGGAAGAUGAACUGGGAACGGCAGCAAUUUUCAUAAAGUUAGCAGAAAAAGUGACUGGGAUAGUUGUCACAGAUGCGUUAUUGGCGUCAUACAGUCAAUAUCGUGUAGAUUUUCAUGUGAAAGGAGAUAUGGACGAUAGACGAAUCAAAGAAAUAAAGAAUCUCACUCUGUCAUUGUUUGCACUCUGCCAGGAAACCAAUCUAAGAAACCAAAAAAGAUUGACAAAAACACAAUCAGCUUGCUUCCGACAUCCGGUUCUCAACUCUGUGUUCAACAUUCCAUUAGUUGCAAUGAAAUGUUUUAAUUGGAUCCCUGUUGUUGAGAUAGUGAGAAAGCCGACAAUAACCUGUCUCCCACCAACGGGACAUGUUUGCGAUGUGAUUGUUUUGGAUGAUAUGAGAUCACGACUCGCUAAAGUCGGUCUCGUGACAAAUGCUCAGUUUGAAGUGCUGUUCACAACCAUGCAAGCUGUAAUUGCUCAUACAGUGAUUGGACCUGAGAAAUUGGACCAUGACUCAAAAGAUGCUCAAGAGAGGGAAGCAAGAAGUUGUAAUGCUCUUCAACUCUAUAUUGCUACAAUUUUGAAUUCAAUGAAGUACCCCAAUGGAGGUGACCCGUUGUCAGGAUUUGUGCUCAAGUCUCCAUAUUUAUCCGAAUUGUUUUUACAAAGCACCGAAUAUGCCCAUUUGUGUAAUCUGAAGAGUGUGUGGAAGUGUGAGCCACGAACUGCAUUUACCACUCCUCUUGAGAAACACGACCAGAAAAUGUGGAAACAUUGUGACGGCAAAACGCGGCUGUAUGGCAUAUGUCAGACACCUCUGUUCUCACUAUGGCAACUUUGUGGAAUGAUGCCAAUUGAGUUCAAACAACACGCAAAUUAUCACAGAAUUGAUCAUAGUGCUAGCAAUUAUUUUCUGACAUCUGCUACCAACAUUGACACAAUAUCGAAUGUGAAGCAACUGAUGAAUAUUUUCGAGUACUGGUACAGCCAAGGGAUUGCAGAACUUGGUGAAGCACUGCUAUACACUAUUCUUCAAACAGUUCUACAUCUCUCUGAUUUCUUCGAUGACCCCGAUCUCCAUAAGGCAGUGCUCAGGACAACAUCCAUCAUAUAUAGACAUGAAUACGACCAAAAUCCAUUUCUAUCAUCCUUUGUUCAUGUGAUGUUCCUCAAAUCAAUAUCAGUACUAGGAACAGAAAUGCAUAGCGCUGAGUUCAAACCAGGAGAACCUGAAGCAAUUGCUUUGAAGUUGGUGUCAUCUGGUUUGGUGAAUGAUAUAAAGAUGGUCAGAGUGCAUACACUUGCGGGGUUGCUUUAUCUUGUUCAAUCCGAUUCAUUUGAGUCAUAUAUGCCAACAAUCGACAUUAUGUCGUCCUAUUUGGAGAAAUAUCUUAGGAAAAUGGCUAAUGGAACAGGAAGACUGGAAUCCGAUGAGUCACAAUUCGUGUUGGCGGUGUUGAUAAAGCUCCUUGAAGUGCCGAUUCGAUUGAAACAAGACAAGAAAACUCUUCUAAAGCUUUUAUUAGCAACAAUGCGAGUCAGAAGGGAGCGUUUUAUCAUAGAACUCAUUGCUGAAGGUAUUGAACAACUGCUAUGUAGAUCCAACGAGUUCAAUGGAGAUGUUAUUAACUUUAUGCUAGCUGGAAUAGAAUCUGGUGAUCCCAUUCCGUUUCCAACUGACAAUGAGUACUACUGCCGUAUUGUAUACAGAAUACUGAUGGUGGCAGCAACAAGAGCAAAGGUGGCAAACGAUGAGAUGUCAAUGACGCGGAUCUAUAAAGCUUUGCAAAAACUAGGAUUCGAUUUGCUGAGUCAUGGAGAAACAGCACCAGCUAUUGCAAGAACACUCCCAUUCUUUUCUAUAUGCGUUAAUGGAGUUGAAAGCACAAUAACAAGAUACAUUGAAACUUUCAUGAUUAAUGGUGGUGAUACUGACGUCAGAUUUGUUGUUUCUUUGCUUAAUCAGAUUGUUGAAACUGCUGCAACAUCGAAGAAAUGGUCGGUGGAAUUGAAGUCUGUCAAAGAAAAAAUGCAAUCAAACGCCGGGUCGCUGGAUGAACAUAAUCAAAUGUUAUUGAACAUUUUAAAGAACAAAUUGAUAGAUUAA